Camarhynchus parvulus is the source of this 2767-nucleotide messenger RNA. It is a transcript of the gene VCF1, whose product is annotated as family with sequence similarity 104 member A. Lineage: Eukaryota; Metazoa; Chordata; Aves; Passeriformes; Thraupidae. The transcript is spliced from 4 exons. Bases 84 to 527 code for a protein of 147 amino acids. The record is from RefSeq and is a predicted model, not a curated record.
CCUCAGCGCGGCCUCCGCCCCUCGGCGCGGCCUCCCCCGCUCAGCGCGGCCCCUCCGCCCGCCCCGCCGCGCUCCCGCCCGCCAUGAGCUGCCGGCAGCCGCUGCCGAGCGAGCGGGGAGCGAGACAGAGGAAGAGGAGAAGGAAUGGCAAUGAAGAGGAUGGUCACGUUCCCCAGAGCAAACGUAGCACCAGGAGCUCUGUCCUGCAGGACUCGUGGGACACUGAGAAGGUGGCUGUAACGAAGCUCACUAAGGAGCGCAGACUAAAAGGAAACAAAGUGUCCUGUGCGUCCUCCAGCAGCGACAGCGGGAGCAGCAGCAGCAGCAGCUGUAGCAGCAGCAGCAUCAACAGCCCCGACAGAGCAGAGUCCAGCCUCAACCCCAGGAUUGCAGGAUCCAGCCCUGUCUCCUCCCAGCCCUUCCACGAGCAGUCUGCACUAAGCCAAGGUCCUUACUUCCACAUCAACCAGAUCCUGAAGGAAGCCCACUUCCACAGCCUACAGAGCCGGGGACGCCUCCCUACAUGAUGACCCAGCAGCUCCCUGCCUUCUGUGAAGGGACAGCACUGUGUAGAUUUGAUAUUUCAACUUCAAAGUUUGUUAAAAUGGAAUUGCACAAAAUUGCCUGUUGCCUUUUCAGUCUAUAUUUGAAAUAACAGGUUAACAGGAGAUUGUUUACUUGUGGUUUGCUGCACUAUUGCAAUGCAAAAGGGGCUUUGAAGCAAUUUUUAUAGGAUUCUUUUUGGGGUGGUUCUAAAGUACGUGGCAAGAGGAGACUGAGGAGUCCACAUGUGUGUUAUAGGAUUGCAGACUGUCCAAUUCCAAUCGACUGCCUAAUCUGUUUGUUAGCAAGUUGUUGCUUUCUGUAAAGUUCUCUUAAGCGUUCCUCUUCAGUUUUAUAAGUCUUUUUUUAAUUUCAAUAAACUAGUUAAAAAAUGAUUUGGCAACAUAAUUUUUUGAGCAUUUAGAGUUAGUGAGAAUAGGAGCAGCGAGUGCAGGUGCUUAGGCCUGUGAGCUCCCACCCAGCUCAGGGUGAUGAGGCUUCUCUCAUGAGCUUCACUGCUGCACGACUGGAAAGGAAAUGUGAAAUGAGAGCCAGGACAGGUCGGGCAGGUGCUGCAGGGGCCUCUCAGGGCAGGGUGGUGGUGCCUGGAGGACACAGGCGUCUUACCCUGCUCCAGCACCCCUUCCCAGCUGUGAAAUGUUUUGUUUUCUGUUAGCGUCUAGGUUGUUUUGGCUUUUUUUUUUCCCCUUUAAUUUGAUUUUAACAAUGUAAGGCUAGGAGGUGAAAGAGCAGCUCCACCUCUGUUGCAGCAGCCAGGGGACAAGGACGAUCCAAGCUGUGCCUGCUUCCCAUGCCACGCCCUGCUCUGAGGAUGGGAAUCCUGACAAUCCCAGAGGUGUCACCGAGGGGACAGACAGACGCAUCUCAGUGAAGACAAACACCCAGAGCAGUUUUAUUGCUUGCUGCCUCACUUGGUCAUGCCCGAGAGCCAGCCCAGCUUGAAGAGGGACGGGGCCGCCGCGUCCUCGUCGUCGGUGAGGAGCUGCCGGAACAGCGAGCCCGGCCGUGCCUCGUCCUCCCUGGGCAGCACAGCAGCUGCAGCCUGGCCCUUUGGGAACACAAAAGUGACUGUGACUGUCACAGCACCCCCGGGGCUCCCUCUGUCCCCUCAGCAGCACAGGGCACGCAGCCGAGCGGUGGCACUGCUGGGGGAGUGACAGACACACAGCUCGCUGCUGGUAGCAACAGGCACUUGGCAGAUGUCACUCAAUGCUCAUAAAACCCCAGUGAACACUCAGCAAAACCCUUAGAGCGAGGGAUCACAGCGUGGCAGAAGCACAGCUGGUGCCCUUGCAGGAGCUGUUCUUGGAGAACUGCAGAUUUGAACCUCUCCAGAAGAGUUUUAGCAUUGAAGGAGGAGCAAGCAUCUGGCAGGGAUCCUGGCAAGUGUGGCUAGCACAGGACACGGGUGUGCUGAGCACAGCACAGAGCUGAGGGGAGUGACAGAACGAGCCAGACAUCACUGCACACUUCUAUGCUCUAGUCCAACUGAGCUGUGAGAGGUAAGGAAUACCUUUGCUGGGAAGUUUUGGGCUUUUAAACACCCCUUCUGCUGGGUUUGGUCCUUAAGGGCUCCAAGAAAUGGAGAAGGAGAGUUGCAAAUUGAACAUCAUCUCAAAUGACACUGGUAAAACCAGGCCUUGACCUCUUUGUCUUGGCUCUUGUCAACUCAACAACUUGUCCCAGUUGCCAAGACCACCAGGGAUAGAUUAGGCUGGUAAUAAGUAAAGGAAACAUGAAUUGCUGCUUCCCACAGCAGUGAGGUGUUCCUUGGCUCUCACCCAGCACACAGAGCUCCAUCUAAGCAGAUGUUUUAAACUGGGGGAAAUGGAGCAACAGAAAGAUUGGCUGCUACAGCUCAGCACCAGGGGAGCAGCAGCAGGACACUCCUCACACAGCUGGGGUACCUGGCCAGGCCUCCUCGGGGUUACAGGGCAGCAUCCCACUGCAAAGGAGUUCAAGCAUUAGCUACUGUCCUUCAGCCUUUCCUGCAGCCCUCUUUAAUGAGCUUUGGUGCAUUGCCCUCAUCCAUGUCAGCCCCCACUGCCCCUGCAGUGGUUUUUGCUUGCCACAGAGCAGUGGCCCCAAAACCACAGGGGCAAAGGGUGGGUGGGGUUUGGAGGCUCCUGGAGAAAUCCACCCCAUCCCCUGCUGUGCUGCCAUAAUGAUUCAUUUUACUGAAAAUAAAAAUCAGGUGAAAUAA